Eurytemora carolleeae is the source of this 8573-nucleotide messenger RNA. It is a transcript of the gene Lrrk, whose product is annotated as leucine-rich repeat serine/threonine-protein kinase 1. The record is from RefSeq and is a predicted model, not a curated record. Lineage: Eukaryota; Metazoa; Arthropoda; Copepoda; Calanoida; Temoridae. The transcript has 6 exons. Gene Ontology annotation, biological process: protein phosphorylation. Gene Ontology annotation, molecular function: ATP binding; protein binding; protein kinase activity. Bases 598 to 8178 code for a protein of 2526 amino acids.
UACAUACAUAGAAUUUUACUAAUAAUGAGAUAAUUUAACUCAUUUAACUUAAAUUAAAUUGUCAUUAGUGACUAAAGAGAUAUUUUAUACAGUGGUUCGUGUAUUAUAUUCAAGAUCAUAACUUAAUUUAAAUGCUCGUUACAGAAAUAUUGAUUAAGCCUUAACAAUUUUUUACAUUUUCAUACAUCACUAGCUGAAGGCCCGGCGUUGCCCGUGGUAAAAAAAACGUAUAUAAACAAAUUUCGGUAAUUUCCUAGUAAACGGUUUUUGGAUUAUAUAGAUAACAACUAUGAUAUUUUGCCUUUAAAUUGAAAUAGCUUUUCCUGGCAGUAUUUACUAUUUAUAUAUGUUUGUUUAACCCUUUCCAUGUCCUUUCUGUCUGUAGGACAUCGUUUUGUUGUUCUUUUUCCUUUUAAUUUAUCAUAUUGCAUAAUUGGCUUCACAAUCUUUUCUCUCUUUUCAAGUUUGCAUUUAUUACAUUUAGCAAGGGCAUAUCCCUCGGUGUAAAAAUGGCAAAGACGGUGCCCUUCCUGUAUAAAAGCCACUUAUCAGAGAAUGUGGGCGGGAGGAGGUGAAGAUUAAAUAAAAAAAAGCAAGAUGGAAUCCUUAAUUGAUAUUGAAGAUUUCUCCGGCAGGUUGCUCCACCAAGCAGCUCUCUGGGAUAACGCAGAGUUGCUGGAGGACUUGUUGAACGGUGAGGAGCUGGAGUUCAUCAACUCUGCAGACUCCUGGGGAAGGACUCCUCUCCAUGCAGCUGCUACCACAGAAACUUCGCAAUGUCUUCGGAUACUUGUUCAAGCAGGUUCAGAUAUUAAUGCGCCAUGCGGGCCUAGGGGAGAAUGCCGCACUCCUUUACAUAUAGCAGCUGAACAUGGAAAUGUACAAAAUGUACAAGUUUUGGUUGAGGCUGGAGCUGACCUACUGGCCAAGGACGCCCUGGGUCUCACACCCCUCGACCUCGCGGACAAGAUGGAUCACACUGAGUGUAUGGAGGUUCUCAGGGAGGCUGUGGAUAAGAAGGAACAAGAGAAACAAAAAGAUUUCUAUAAUUUGUUAGACGCCUGCGCUGCUGGUGACAUAAACACUGUUAAAACUAUUCUAGGAACUGACAGCUAUGCCGCAGACCUGGUUAACUAUGUACCCAACGGUAGCAGCAGUCUCCUCUUCAAAUCCUCCGAGCAUGGGCAGAGGGAGGUGGUCAAGUAUCUAUUGGAACGAGGAGCCCGAGCACAGAUUCAUCCUGUAACUAAAUACUCUCCUCUGUAUAUAGCAGCGUAUAAUGGAAAGAAGGAUAUUGUUGAGAUAUUAUUAAAAAAGUUCCCUGAACUAAUAAACAUGCAGACAGUAGAAAAAUGGCUGCCACUCCAUGCGGCGUGUUUCAACGGACACGCAGCUGUUCUGGAGUUCUUGUUAAAGUACAAGUUCCCUGAUGAUAUAUUAAUCAAUUUCAAAGAUAGAACAGGAUGCUGGAAAUAUGAACUUCCGUUUGAUAUAAACCAGCGAGAUCUUUCCGGUCAGUCUAUUCUUUACCUGGCUUGUUGUAUCGGUAACCUGAGGAUGGUUGAUCUUCUCCUGGAGUUUAGAGUUAAAGCAACUAGUACAACCCUUCCACCUCCAGAUUCAGAGGAGGAACCAACAGAGAGAGCUCCAAAACCCCGUGGAAUCGGUCUGCAAGCUCUUCUUUCAAAAUUUCAAUCAAAAGAGGAAAUUCUCAAGUCUAACGAGACCUGGAUUAAACCUGUAGACCUUGACCUGUACUGUAAUCAGGGUUCGGAGACAGCUCUUCAUGUUGCAGUGAGGAAUCGUCAUCAUGCUAUAGCCUCCCAUAUCUUAGCCGCCGGAGCUGUUCCUAAUCUUGCAAUGCAGAACCGUCGGAGUAGUGUUGACGGAGAAACCUUCUCCAAGUCCUCGACUUGUUUGCUGGAGGCAGCCAAGAACCGGGAUAUGGGAAUGAUAGAUCUUCUUCUGAGAUAUGGCGCUAGAGAUGAUCAAAACCUUGCACUAGCUGCUGCCGCUAAGACGGAUGAUUUCUUAGUAAUGUCUAAACUGCUUGCUCUGAAGGCUCACCAGGACCAGGAGUCCAGUGUAAACAAGAAUGCUAUUGCUGAAAUGCAUAUGGGAAGAUCAAUGAAAGGUAGGUCAUCUGUUAGUUCUCUAACCUACAACUCAAUGUGUCCAAGCACCCCUGUUAUGAUUAACUGGCAUCAGACCGGAGCACUAACUGUUGUUAAAGAGCAGUGGCUCACAGAAUGUGCCGUAAAACAGAACCCUAAGCUAAGAUUGAGCCCGAAAUAUCAACCAAUGGCUCUUCAUGCAAUCACCAGGUUAGAUUUAUCUAACAAUGAGAUUAUCCAGCUCCCAGAGGUUCUCUGGUCCCUGCAGAGUUUGAAGUUCCUAAGUCUGGCUGGGAAUAAGUUGGAGAUGUUAAACGACUGUUCCUACUCUUCUCCAUGGUUAGAGGAGAUACAACUGCAGGAUAAUAGAUUAGAAUACAUCCCUACUAAUCUAUUCAAACUCCCUCUCCUGUCCAUUCUUGACGUGUCUAACAACAAGCUCCAGAAUGUUCCAUUUGCUCUCUGGACGUCCACCUCUAUCCGGGAUAUAAACUUGUCCCUGAACAUGCUCUCCGAUCUACCGACCUCACUGAGUAUGCUCCGCCACGAAUCCGUCUCUUCACUAGGGGCGGAGAGCCAGAUGUACGAUUCCUCGUCUGUUAACAGUGAUGUCGGAUCGGAUAAUGUCUCAGUCCAAUCAGAUCCUGAGGAUUCUAUAGAUAUUGAAGACGAUGCUAAACAAUUGGAGGAGAAAACCUCCCAACUGGAUCAGAUCCAAGUAAACCACUGCAACAAGUGGAAGUCUAGUCUAGUCAUUGUAGAGAAGGAGCAGUUGGAUCCAACAAUAGAUAAAGACGAAUGCAAGCUCCAAAGUCUAAACCUUUCUCACAACUCCUUCCGUGAGAUCCCUCUAGGUCUACCAUGUCUAGCUCCUCAUCUUACCCGUCUUCAUCUCUCAUAUAACUCAUUAUCAACGAUUGGACCUUUAUCAAGAUAUCCAGCCUCCUUGAAACAUCUAGAUUUAUCCCACAAUCAGAUAGAUUCCUGGCCAGGGGACAUGGAGACAGAUGGAAACUGUUAUGCUCUUCAGGAGGGGAACCCAACCACAGGAAGUUCAUGCAGUACUCCGGAGCCUAGGAAGGUUGGCAGAUAUCCUGUCCGACAAGGGUCUAGAGUAUUCUGUCCGCACCGGAGACACAUCAGGAUGGAAAACCUGAGAACUUUGAUCCUGGCAGAUAACCUGCUCCGUGAGGUUUGUCUGUAUGUUUCGCACCCGGAUAAUUUCAGUACUCCGUCUGAAGAUCUGACCGAGGUUGGGAAUGAUAUCUUGACUCCUAAAUCUAAACUGAUGUUCAGUAACCUAAGUAUGCUGGAUGUGAGUAACAACUCCCUAAAAUGUAUUCCUGUGAGUACAAGUGAGAUAACUAAUCUCUCCGUCCUGAAUAUCUCCGGGAAUGAAGGUAUAACUGAUCUGCCCCCGCAGAUGGGUCUCCUCUCCAGACUCUGGAACCUGAAUACAAGGGGAUGUAACCUACAGGAACCUCUGGCCUCUAUGACGAACUCAAAGCACUACAAGACGAUGGAUAUUAUCGGAUAUCUCAGAUCGGUCCUUGAGGACGCUAAACCAUACGCCAGGAUGAAACUGAUGGUUGUUGGAGUUCAAGGUAUCGGGAAGACGACCCUCUUAGAACUACUCCGAGCUGAAGGAGGAUCGUAUAAGAGAACCAGGCAGUCGGAGCACUGGGCUAGGCGAAUGGGAAACAAGAACAUGACGAUGAAGAGCGGGAGAGGAGUGAGUAUGAGCACUGUCGGAGUAGAUAUCGGAGAUUGGACGUAUGAGAAGAAGAAUAAAACCCAGAAUAUGUUUGGACCUGUUGUGUUUCGAACCUGGGACUUUGGUGGACAGCAGGAGUACUAUACAACACAUCAAUACUUCCUCUCCAGGAGGAGUCUAUACCUUGUUCUCUGGAAGAUCGGAGACGGGGAGAAGGGUAUAAAUGAGAUCCAACAAUGGCUGAUAAAUAUCCAGGCCCGGGCACCCAACUCCCCGGUUAUAAUUAUAGGAACCCAUCAGGAUGUGACUAGUACUCAGUUUCCGCCCUCGUUUAGUGAAUAUUUACAGAAUAAGAUUAGGGAUAGGUUUAUUAACCUUGUGGACCCGGAGAAAUGUGGGUUACCUCGAGUCCUAGACUCUCUAGAAGUGAGCUGUAAAACCAAAUAUAAUAUUAAACAUCUUGCAAACCUUAUCUACGAUACUGCAUUUAGUCUCAAGUCCCAAGGGAGUAAACAAAGGCUCCUGGAGCAGAAAAUCCCCGCAACCUACCUCUACCUGGAGGAGAUAGUUGGAGAUCUGUGCGUAGAGAUGCGACACACUGGACACGAUCCUGUCCUAGGACAAGUGGAAUAUGAGGAACUGGUCACAUCUCAUAUGAAGUCUAAAUACAGUACAAGCUUCAGGGAUAGUGCGGAGCUUCACCAGGCGACAACUUUCCUACAUGAGAACGGAGUCUUGCUCCACUAUGAUGAUGCAACCCUACGAGAUCUCUUCUUCCUGGAUCCACAAUGGUUGUGUGACAUGCUCUCACAUGUUGUCACAAUUCGGGAGAUCAAUCCUUUUGUGAAAAAUGGUAUAAUGCUUCUUGAAGAUUUGAAACAUGUUUUUAAAUCCUCAACUGCCGUUUCUCUCUCUGCUAAAUCCUACAUCGUGAAUCUACUUAACAAGUUUGAGGUUGGAUUGACCUGGGAUAGCAGAACCCUUCUCAUACCUUGUCUUCUACCUACAGAAACCAUGUUGUACAGCGGGAUACCAGGGAUAGAUAGCAGGGUUACCAUCCCUCUUAGAUCUAGAGGAUGGGCACAGAGAGGACGAAGAUCUAUUAAUACUUCUGCAACUACUGUUGUUGGAAAAUCAUCAUUUUUCACUCAAGAUCUAGAGGAUAAAGGUCUAACGAUGCAGAAUCGGAGCAGAAGCGUCCCAGCCCGACGUUUACUGAGAUCUAAAGAUAUCUCUUCUCCAAUCGAUCAAUCAAGAAAAGAAACAAAAAAGAUUCCUCGAGAUUAUGAUCUCUCUCAUAGAUCUGAGCCUGAUCAUGCAAUCCAUAGAUUGAUUCUUCUUGCCUAUCUCCCCUCUGGAUUCUGGUCUAGAUUGCUGACAAGAAUCCUAGGUGAUGAUUCUGUUGUGGAAACAAUUAGAUCCUAUUUUGUAAUACCUCAGGAGGUAGAACAGGAUCCUCAUCUGGGACGAAUUAUCAAUGAGCAUAAACCUGAGUGGGUUUGCUGGCAGACAGGGUUGGAGCUACAGUACCUGGAUACUAUUCUCUUCUCAGUAAGAGAGGUCCUCCCUAAGUCUAUGGCAACACUGGAUUAUCACAACAUGAAUUUAAUGGUGAAGCAAGAGGGAACCUGGGCGAAGGUUGAUCAAGCAGGUUCAGCAAUUAUAGAAAUAUCCCUCCCCCAGGAUACAGUUGUGAUUAAACGUCCUGUAAAGGAUUCUGGGAAAAGAGAAUCUAUUGGAUACCAAGCUCUGGUUCUGGAUCCCUGUCCUAGAACAGUUUGCCAGUUCUUGUCUAUGGCAGUAGAGCAUAUUGACCAACUGCUAGAGGACUGGUAUCCCAGUCUAGGUACUAGAUUUGUUCAUACAUCAGAAGGGAAAAUGUUGGUAACAAGGCUUGUCCCUUGUCCAAGAUGUCUGACCAAUCAAACAGACAAGGAGCAGAAUGAUCCCUGGAAAGAUUGGAACUUUGUGAGUAGCAGACAGGUUGAAGAGCUGCUGGCGGAGAACAGGGUUCUCAAAGCAUCUCGACAGUCCAGGGAGAGCAGGGAUAGUGGAGUAGGACGGGAGAGUCCCAGGAACGGAAAGGGGACUUCUGAAUCUAUGGAACGGAAGCUCGAUGUAGCAAAGCAUGGUAUUGGAGCACAGGAAGACAAGGUUUACACAUUUCUGGUUGAAGAAUGCAUUCUCUACGCUUUUGAUGGAAAGAACGCUGAAUGUCCUCUACAUGCUGAACUAUCCUUAGCUCAGAUGGCUCCUGACACAGUAUUUCUUGACCUUGGAGAGAGGUUAGUCAUGUCCUCAGAGGGUAUAAAGAGGGGUUCUCUGAUUGGACGUGGUGCAUUCGGUUUUGUAUUUGGUGCAACAUGCAGGAGUAGGGGUGGACAAGGUUUCAGAGAUGUUGCAAUCAAAAUGCUCCAGCCAGUAAACCCUGGACCCAGAGCCCGAUCUUCAUCAUUAGCAGCAUACAAGGCUGCGAUGACAAAGUGGGAACGUGAUCCUAUGCAAUAUGCUUGCAAGGCCUAUUGUACAGCAAGACAGGAGCUUAAUAUUCUACUGCAUAUUAAACACCCUCAUGUAGUCCCAUUAGUGGGUAUCUGUAUUAAACCCCUAGCCAUAGUACUAGAGCUAGCUCCAGUUGGAGCUCUUGACUCAAUGCUUAAACAUUACAGAAGAUCUGGAGCUAAACUAUCCAUCCCAUCAAUCCAGCAGAUCUGUAUUCAGAUAGCUCGAGCUCUGGAAUAUUUACAUCAGCAGCGUAUUAUAUACAGAGAUCUUAAAUCUGAAAACGUUCUUGUAUGGAGUUUACCACAACCCUUCGAGGAGGGAGAUGCAACCAACGUCCACAUGAAGUUAGCCGAUUAUGGGAUAUCCCGAGCCUGCUUACCGACCGGAACCAAGGGGUUUGGUGGGACAGAGGGUUUCAUGGCUCCGGAGAUAAUGAAGUAUAACGGAGAAGAAGAAUAUACGGAGAAGGUUGAUUGUUUUUCUUUUGGGAUGUUUAUGUAUGAAUUGUUAACACUUCAUCAACCAUUUGAAGGACAGGAGACGGUAAAAGAAUUGAUUCUUGAAGGUGGUAGACCUCCCCUCACUCAACGUGAACUCUCAUAUCCGUCCUACUUUGUGGAUUUAAUGGUAACAUGUUGGUCUCAUCACUCCAGGGAUCGACCUACCGCCAGCCAGAUAGUUUCCAUUGCUUCAGCUCCCGAGUUCACUCAUUUAUUGGAUACAAUACUCCUGGAUCAGAAAUCUUGCUUUGCCUCUAGCUCAACCACCAGCCUAAAACUAGGUAGUAUAAAUGGACACCAGGAGCUCUGGCUAGCUUCUAAACUGAAUAGUAUGAUAAGCUCUGAAACCCAGCUCAAUGUGUUGGACGCAAAUCAAGGAGGUUGGUUGAAUCAUUUCAUUCAAAAGGAGAAGCUGGUCGACUCUGUCACAAGCAUGACAACUGUCCAGGACGCUAUCUGGGUUGGUACUAGUCAGGGAGAAAUACAUUCCUAUAGCUCAUCAACAUACAAGAAGAUUUUCUCUUAUCAUAUGGACCCUGGAGCUGAAAACCCGUCUCCCAUUCGAUCUUUAUACUUUAUAAAAUCUUCAGGGCGUGUAGUGGUUGCUCUCCACAAUGGAAGAAUAUUCUUAUGUCAGUCUGACAUGAUCCCUGUGAACCCUACAGGUGGAGAAGGAACCUUUAUCCUCACCGAGCUGGGAACCUCAGGUUGUGUUCAUUGUGUCACAAGUAUACUGAAAGCGGAGAACAAGGUUGAGGUUUGGUGCGGUCAAUCUCAGGGAGCAGUUGCAAUAUUCUCCUUGACAGACAGUGUAGUAACAAACCAGGAUAUCAUGAACCAUAACCUGGAGCUAGGGGAGGUGAUGCAGGUUGUGUCUACUGAGGAUAACAAUCAUGUAUUUAGCUACCUGUAUCCAGGUUGUUUGAUCUAUCAGUGGGACGUCGAAACUAAAUCCAUUACAUCCAAACUAGAUUGCAGUAAACUUAUUCCUUGCUCAGAGUCUUUAAAAACUAUCAACAUUGAUGACCAGUUCUCUCCAGGUAGAUGUCAAGUUUCCACCUUGGAGGUAGUUGGAAACCUGCUUUAUAUAGGAACCUGUUGGGGUUGUCUAGUAGUUGCUGAAACCUCUAAUCUCCGACCUGUAACCGUCUUCAGACCCUUCGGGGAGGAGAUACAGAGCCUGGUCAGCUUCAGCCCAAUGUCUGGGAAGCAGUGCCUGGUGAGUAUAGGACGAGGAUACAGGAACCUGAUCAGUAGGUUCUGUACAUCAUCAGGGACAGAGGAACUGGAGACAGAGAAAAUAUAUGCUCUACUCUGGCAGACCGACUCGUGGAUCAUGGUGUAAUCAAAUACUACAGCGAGCUAGUUAUCCAGAAAAGGUUUUUAAGGAUACCAUCGUGAAUCGGUCAUGUAACUAUUUUAACGUAAAAAUUAUUAAAUCCAGUCGACAAUUCCCUUUUUUGAGCUAAAGGGAUAAAUGAAGGUUUUAAAUAUAUAUCUCAAGGUUUGUAUAAAAUUUAAAGAUCGGAGCUUUGAUCAGGUUAUUCUAGGGGUUCAUGUUUAUGGUUGAAGGUUGUCAUAUUUAAUUCUAUCCUAACCAAGCAUAUUAGAUGAUAUUUUGUUUAUGUAAUAUAUAUUUCAUUGUUAUUGUGUUUUAUUAAGAACUCGUUCAGAUUUUAAUUUACAUUAUAAACAUCAGACGAUAUAAAAAAAGAAUGAGUACAAUUUUCUGACAACAUU